Molecule: messenger RNA, 1514 nt
Organism: Cuscuta epithymum
Lineage: Eukaryota; Viridiplantae; Streptophyta; Magnoliopsida; Solanales; Convolvulaceae
Source: the annotation of a GenBank genome assembly
UGUCUCUCGUGCCCCUCGUCGUCUUUCGUUUUCAGAAGACGUUACAUAAUUCCUCUUUUUCCCUUCCUUUUUUAGAUCGGCCUCACAGGCUUAGACUGAGCAUUCAAACCUCACACCCCCACAGUCUCUGUCUCAGACAAAAACCGUUGCAUCGCCGGAAGAGAACAAUCUGAAAGCCCAGAAUUGGGUUUUCUAUUGAUUUCUUCCUCUUCGUUCCUUUUCCGAAGAGACCAUGAGUUCGAAAGCGUCAGAGAGCUGGAAUGCUUUUCGCUUUUCUCCGCCGUCGGGCUCCCGCCGUCCUCCUCCCGGAUCGGUGCUGCGCUCAGGCGAACAGGAUGCCGGCAGGAACGUCGGGAAGCCCUGCUUCCGUCCGGCCAAGUUUUGCUCCAGAGGCCAUUGGAGGGCUGAAGAGGAUAUCAAGCUGAAAGAGCUCGUCGCCAAGGACGGUCCCCAGAAUUGGAAUCUGAUCGCAGAGAAGAUUCCGGGCAGAUCAGCAGGGAAAAGCUGCAGAUUGAGGUGGUUCAACCAGCUUGACCCGAAGAUUAACCGGCAACCGUUCACGGAGGAGGAAGAGGAGAGGCUGCUGGCGGCGCACCGCAUGUACGGCAACAAAUGGGCGAUCAUCGCCCGGCUCUUCCCCGGCAGGACGGACAACGCCGUCAAGAACCACUGGCAUGUCAUCCUCGCCCGCCACCGGAGGAACCAGGUUCCCGGUUCCGUCCCGACGCAGCCAGGAAACGCCGAAUCGGCGGCGUCCACUUGCACCGAUCUCUCCCUCUCCGGCAGUUCCUCCUCUUCGUCAAAAACCCAUCCUGAAUCCCACCCAACUCCCAUUCCUCAACGUCAAAUCGUUCACGCAAAUCCAGGGCUAGCUUUGGACGGUGGGAAAUCGGAGACAAGAAGUCGGCCGCCGUCACCGCCGAACUCUUUAUCUGUCUCAGUGGCUCAUAAUAACGACGCCGUUUCUGGUAGUGAUGCAGAAAAUUGUCUCCAGAAGAAGACUGCGAUUUAUGACAAUCAGUUUAACAAAAUGCCCUGCUACUUUGAUUUUCUAGGUGUCGGAGCCGACUGAGUCAGCAGGGGUAAAAUGGGGAUUGUAGUUUUUAUUUUACAUUUUUACUUUUUAGUUUUUACCUUUGGGGUUGGUUGGUUUGAGUUGAAAUUAGGAUGAGGAAGAAAGUGGGCGGCUGAUAAGGCUAGACCCAACAACUUAAUUACUGUAGGGAAAACAGAAAGGUGGGUUUUGGUUGGUUGUAACCGGAAGGUCAUGAUUAAGGUAAAAAUGGGUUGGAUUAUCUGCAUCUUAGUUCUUUAUUUGGAAUAAUCCCCAUUAAUAACCACCAUCUUAAUCCAUCCAUGAAAUUAUUAAUAGUGUCAAAUGUCAAUUAAAUGUGACUAGUUUAAGUGCACUUUAAAGAUCUUGUAUUUUUCUUUAUUGGUCUAUCUAUCAUUUAGAUUUCUCUAUUUUAUAAACAUUAAUUAACUUCAGUUUGUAAUAGUGUAGGAUUUCAUCC